AUGGAACCCUACAGAGCACCUGCACCACCAACAGCCAACAAUCCGUGGAUCUACGUCGGACCCGCCUCUUCCAUCCUCGACAUCUCAUCCACCCCAGACAGCAAAACCACCAAACUGUCCACCACCAAACCCGCCUCGGAUUCCUCCACCGACAUCUUCGCCUCGCCCGAAAUCACGACACCGUGCAAAAUCCUCCAAUUGGCCUCCUCUCCGGGCUCUGCAGAAGCUCAAGAGCUCACACCCGACGCCGCACAAAACACGAUUGGAUUUCAGCCUCAAAUUUUAGUCUUUCGAUAUCGCGGAAAGUUGCAUGCGAUUGAUCAUUCGUGUCCACAUCGCAAUUUUCCCUUGAGUCGCGGCAGUGUCUACGAUAUUGAAGAUUUUGGCGUCGUGCUGAGUUCGGGCAUCGAGUGUCCCAAGCAUGGUUGGAGUUUUGAUUUACACACGGGGAAGAGUGAUCGGGGUGGGUAUCAGUUGAAGAUUUGGGAGGUGGAGACGAGGAGUGGAGAGAAUGGAUUUGGGGAGGUGGAAGAGGAGGUAUGGGUCAGGAGGAAGGAGAAAAAGAGGAUUGGAUGAGUACCUACAUUUAGGUACCGUAGUGUGGAAUAGCUGGAGGACAUGCACUAUUGCUCUUACCAGAAACGGGCUGCUAAAGAGGACUAACACUCAGGCGUGGUGAUAUACAGCGGUCAAGUAUGGAUGGUGCAGUUCUGUUACUGGGAUCUACGCCAGCCUUGGCUGCUCUUCACUUCCUUAGUUUGGGGGUGUUGAGGUACUCGUU
Messenger RNA from Sphaerulina musiva SO2202, 781 nucleotides. RefSeq lists its product as uncharacterized. Bases 1 to 576 code for a protein of 191 amino acids. The transcript has a single exon. Gene Ontology annotation, molecular function: 2 iron, 2 sulfur cluster binding. The record is from RefSeq and is a predicted model, not a curated record. NCBI's taxonomy places the organism in Eukaryota, Fungi, Ascomycota, Dothideomycetes, Mycosphaerellales, Mycosphaerellaceae.